AUGGAAGGCCUUCCCAAGCUUAAAGUGCUAGUGUUGAGGUCUAACAAGUUUGGUGGUAACACUUCACUUCCUUCACCAACCAAACUUCCAUUUCCUAAGUUGCAAGUUUUAGAUAUCUCUCACAAUGCAUUUGUUGGCUAUCUACCCAAUAGAUAUUUCAACAAUUUCAAAGCAAUGAUGGAGGCAAGGCAAAGAGAUGACACAAAUAAACCCUACGACUUCAACGACAAAGACUAUCUACGAUUUGUGGAUAUGAUAGUCACUUUGAAAGGUCAGGAUCAGUUGUUGAAAAGACUACUAGAAACCUUCACAACAAUUGACUUAUCCUCCAAUAGUUUCUCCGGAACUAUUCUACCUUCCAUAGGAAAUCUUAAGAAUCUCAAAUAUUUGAACUUGUCCCAUAAUAUCCUCACAGGACAUAUACCUUCAUAUCUUGGAAACUUAAGUGAACUUGAAUCGUUGGACUUAUCAACGAACAAACUGGAUGGAGAAAUUCCAAAUGAACUGACAAGGUUGACAUUUCUUGCGAAAUUAAACCUUUCGAUGAACAAUCUUGUUGGGCAAAUACCACGAUCUAAUCAAUUCUCCACACUUGAGAAUGAUUCAUAUAUGGGAAACUUGGGAUUGUGUGGAGUUCCAUUGUCGAGAAAGUGCAAAGAGGAUGAUGGGAAAUCGAUGCAGCCUGCUGAAGAAGAAGAUGACGAAUAUGAAUUCAUAGAUGGAUUUGGCUGGCGAUGUGUUGUAAUGGGAUAUGGAAGUGGAUUCAUACUUGGUACUGGAAUUGGUUACAUGAUUAUAAGAAGUGGAAGGCCAAGAUGGUUAGUGGAAUUCUUUUUUGGAGUUGGAUAUAAAUAUAAGACGAAGAAGAGAAGCAACAGAGCUGCACCAACACGAAUGGGAACUUAG
Molecule: messenger RNA, 906 nt
Organism: Salvia hispanica
Lineage: Eukaryota; Viridiplantae; Streptophyta; Magnoliopsida; Lamiales; Lamiaceae
Source: RefSeq, a predicted model, not a curated record